Molecule: messenger RNA, 2082 nt
Organism: Rhinopithecus roxellana (golden snub-nosed monkey)
Lineage: Eukaryota; Metazoa; Chordata; Mammalia; Primates; Cercopithecidae
Gene: MRPS5
Product: mitochondrial ribosomal protein S5
Exons: 11
Coding region: 222-1298 (358 amino acids)
Biological process (GO): translation
Cellular component (GO): ribosome
Molecular function (GO): structural constituent of ribosome; RNA binding
Source: RefSeq, a predicted model, not a curated record
CUAACGCGAGGCUCGCGCGGGGCUGUCCUCGGCCGCGCCGGGCUCUGCCUGCAGUGUGGCCCGUCCGGACAGUCCCUCACCCCGGCCUGCGCUGCUGCGUGGACUCGGGACUCAGGAAUUCCGCCGCGGCCCAAGGCUUGCCAGUUUGACAAAGAGCAGUCGCGGCAGGUGGUGGGCAAGGCUGCUCUGGGCGGGGGCCGGGGCAAGGCUCGGGCUCCACCAUGGCGACCGCGGCGCGUGUUGUGGGCCGGCUCCCCGCGCUGUAUAGCUGGACGGCAGGUCGUUUACUGGGGAGGCAGCGUUCCCUAAGCACCUCACCAGCAGCUUCCAUUUCGGCGUGGACGACUGCUCUGAGCAAUGGCUGUUUGUCAUCACUGGGAACCAGAGACACCCAUCGCUACGCCAGCCUGAGCCACGCACUGCAGACCCAAUGCUGUAUUUCUUCUCCCAGUCACCUGAUGGGCCAGCAGUGUAGACCAUAUAGUUUCUUCACUAAAUUGACUGCAGAUGAGCUGUGGAAAGGCGCUUUAGCAGAGACUGGUGCUGGAUCAAGAAAAGGAAGAGGCAAAAGAACUAAAAAGAAGAAAAGGAAGGAUCUGAACAGGGGUCAGAUCAUUGGUGAAGGGCGUUACGGUUUUCUGUGGCCUGGUCUGAAUGUCCCUCUUAUGAAAAAUGGAGCAGUGCAGACCAUUGCCCAAAGAAACAAGGAAGAGCAGAAGAAGGUGGAGGCCAACAUGAUCCAGCAGAGAGAAGAGUGGGACCGAAAGAAGAAGAUAAAAGUUAAACACGAGCGAGGAUGGAGUGGAAACUCCUGGGGAGGCGUCAGUCUUGGCCCCCCUGACCCUGGCCCCAAUGGAGAAACAUACGAGGAUUUUGAUACCAGGAUACUUGAGGUAAGAAAUGUUUUCAAUAUGACAGCGAAAGAGGGAAGAAAGAAAUCGGUCCGUGUCCUGGUGGCUGUGGGGAACGGAAAAGGAGCUGCAGGUUUUGCUAUUGGGAAAGCCACUGAUCGGACGGACGCUUUCAGGAAAGCAAAGAACAAAGCAGUUCACUAUUUGCAUUAUAUAGAACGAUAUGAAGACCAUACAAUAUUCCAUGAUAUUUCAUUAAGAUUUAGAAGGACGCAUAUCAAGAUGAAGAAACAACCCAAAGGUCCAGGUGUUUACUGCUCAUCACAUUCUGAUUGGAUGCCUUCUGUGAGCUGGGUGCUGUGCUGGGCACUAGGGAUGCUGCAGAGAUGGCCUUUCCUGUUCUGUGGACAAGCAGGCAGGCAGACAGAGUGCAGGGUCAUGGGCUAGGGCAGUCAUGCCUAGUGGUCUCUGAGUUGUAGGAUUCUUGAACCUUCUGAUUUGCAUUUUACUGAUUAUAUAAAAUCAGUAAAAAAUGAUUUUAUAUAACUUGGUAUUUAAAUCUCAAAAAGUUUGAGUCAGAAGAGAUAAAAUGUUAAAUUUUCAUAUCAAAGCUUCUAAUACAACUUUGCUAGAGCCAUGGCUUGGAAUAAAUCAGGAGAAAAAACCCUCAAAUACAGAAUCAGUUGUGUUAAUGCACCAGAACCUGCCUUCUGCUUUAAAGCCAUAAUUAAUGAUUUAAGUGCUGGAUAAAAACCACCUAUUUUGUCUUUAGAAAAGGUGUUAAGUGGACUUCAAGGUUUAGAUCUGUGCUGUCCCAUACAGCAGUCACUAGUCACUAGCCAGCCUAGCUAUUGAGCACUUAACAUGUGGCUAUUGAGAUGUGCUCUAAUUGUCAAAUACACACCAGAAUUCAAAUACCUAGUACAAAACAAGAAUAUAAAAUCUCAAAAAUAUUAUUGCAUUGAUUACAUUUUAAAUGAUAAUGUUUAGACAUGUUGGGUUAAUAAAACACGUCACUAAAUAAACUUUUUUAAAAAAUUGAAAAAAUGUAUCUGUGAGAACAUUUAAAAUUAUGGCUUCUGCUUAUGGCUUGGAUCAUACUUACGUUGAGCAGCGUGGUUUAGACACAUUUAUAUCUGAAUGAGUUUUGAAUGACUGCUACAAUUUAUAUUUUAAAAAUAAUUUCUCUGGCAAGGUCCCCAUAUGUUCAUGUAUUAUAUUCAUGUUUUCU